GGAGCUAAAUCUAUUUCCUUGAUUGUUAAAUUAUACUGUAUUUGAUGCAAAUCUGGGAAUUUGGGGAUGAACAUUUGGGAUUUCUGGGUUUCUGGAAAACUCGUUUCUGCAGAAUUCUGCAGAAACGCGCGUGCGUCCUCAAAAUUAGACGUUCGUCCACUGUGCUCGACUGUGUUGGCCAAAAAUAUUCGAGCGUUCGGUUUGGUGCUCUAAGCUCACGAACGUUCGCGUUCGUCCAUAGAUAAAGUUAGAAAUCUUAAACGUUCGUCCUAAGUGUUAUUUUGAGCGUUCGUCCAUAAGUGUUAUUUUGAGCGUUCGUCCUAAGUGUUAUUUUGAGCGUUCGUCCUAAGUGUUAUAGUGAGCGUUCGUCCUAAGUGUUAUUUUGAGCGUUCGUCCUAAGUGUUAUAGUGAGCGUUCGUCCUAAGUGUUAUUUUGAGCGUUCGUCCUAAGUGUUAUAGUGAGCGUUCGUCCUACAAGUGAUUUUGAGCGUUCGUCCAUAAGUGUUACAUUGAGCGUUCGUCUAUAAGUGUUAUAGUGAACGUUCGUCCAAACAGUGAUCGAUCCAAUAUUUUAUUCGGUCUUAGCGUUCGGCCUAAUAGUGUAUUCGGUGAAAUGGCGUUCGGCCUGUUGAUAAAUAACGUUCGUCCUAAGUAUCAAUUUUAGCGUUCGGCCUGGUAGUGUAGGAUUUGAUUACGUUCGUCCAAACAGUGUACGUUCGUCCACUGGUUUUCAGUGAAUAGUGCUCGUUCAAAUGUAUUUUACAAUUAUUGUUGGAUUCUAAGUUGAAUGAAAUUAUGCGUAUAAUUGUUUGGAAUAUAGUAUGUAAUGUGGUGUUUGAUGGUUUAGCGUUCGGUCUUAGUACUCGAUUAUAGCGUUCGACUGAUUAGAGUUUGAUCAAGUGAGACGUUCGGUAGUAGCGUUCGACCGAAUUGUGGGUACUCGGUUUAGCGUUCGAUCUAUUGAAUCUCAUAGUGUCCGUCCAAUUAAGAUAGUAGUGUUCGGCAGUUAUGUUUUGUGAAUGGUGUUCGACCAAAUAGUGGUCUAUAAAUGGUAAUGGGUUCUAAGUUCACUUUGCUGUUGUUUGGGUUGAAUUAUUUGUGUACAAUGUUUGAUAUAUAUAUAUAUAUAUAUAUAUAUAUAUAUACUCUGAUGUGAUUUAUGUGAAUGCAUGAGAUAUAAUAAAAUUACUGUGAUGACUGUAUUUUAUGAUGUUAAUGUGAGUUGAGGAAUAUGAGUAUGGUAUGAAUCUCAUGGAGAGAUUAUGUAAUAUUAUGUCAUUAGUGUGUAUGUUGAUGUUGAGGGUCCCGUAGUUGGAGGUUAUCCUGAUACUCUAAUAAUCAUCCAGUCUCAUGUAGAGAAGGAUGAAUUAUGUGGUGAGAGGAGCAGGAGGUCCUGGUCUACGUUCCGGUUUGAACAUAGUGAGGGGACUAACCUUGUGAAUGGUAUGAAGUAUUUUGGAAGGGUAUUUGUAAGAAAAAGUAGAAGUCAUCACAAGUGCAUAACCUCCCGUGACCGCUCAUCAACGUAUCAUCCAGAUGAGUGUCUAGUAGGAAUUGUGGUAUGAUAGUAUAUGAGAAUGUCUGACCUAAAAAUUAUAUGAUGUUUUUAUUGAAGCAAUUAUGCAUGUUUUAUAAUUGUUGUGUUGCAUGUUAGCUCACCCUUACUUGUUUGUUUGUGCCGGGAAAAUCAUAUUUUUGCGAUGAUCGUAUAACGUAUUUGUUAUACGGGAGCAGAUGAAGGAUUGUCACGUGAUCCGGUGCAAAUGAAGAAAGAGACGGAAGACCAAAUUAGAAAGAUUCAAUGUUAUGUUUGCAGUUAACUCUGAGCUUAAACUUAUGUAUAGAUUUGUGUAGGAGGUUACGGGGUGUUACUGUAAUUGUAUGAUUAGAACAUUUCAAAUUUGAAUUUUAAAGAGUGAAUUUCUGGGAUGUUACAUUAAUGGUAUCAGAGCAGUUCAUCCUUAGGAUGACCUCUGUGUUGUGGGUUUGCCAUGUCUUCUCUGUGAAGAAUUGAGUGUAAAUAGUAUGACUUACCAUUUCCUCCGAGUCUAUAUAGUAAGGUGCGUAUCUAACUGGAAGUUUUGAGAACAGAAAAUGUCUUGAUAAGAGUAAUGAGGGUGCACACUCAUGACUUUUACCAUAGAUUAUUUUCCUUUCUUAAUUCUGAAGGUUUGAGGUAAGAAAGAGUUAGAGUUUCAGUGUUGCCUCCUGUAGUAAUUCCUGACUUGUUCUUGUUUUUGCGGUAGUGUUAUGUGCUCUAUAGUAGGAGAGGAAUGCAUAUUCAAGGACAACUUGAGUUGUAUCCCUUUAUUGGAAUCGGUUUAAGUCUUUGAGACAAGUUCUUGCCUCGAAGAUAGGAGAUUGAAGACUAAAAGUUAAGCUUCGGAGGACAAGUUAAGAUAUUGGAGUUUAGAAGUAAUGUUAUGGGUGAAGAACAUUUCAAGAAAACAAAGUCAGAAGAUCUUAUAUAGUACGUUCGCAUGAAGUUCAAAAGCUAGAUUAAGAGAAGCUUUGGAUAAGCAUGGUUGUAACAAGAUUUGAGAAAUGAGUUGAGUAUAGUAUAUCAGUGACGUCAGCAGUCAGAAGAAAGGGAAGUGUGGGUGAGAAACAGAAUGACGUUGUGGGAGACUGGUAAUAUGGACCGAGGUAUUAAUGAUGGUUGGAAUCUGAAUAAGAAAGUGAUGGAUGGCCAAAGGGAAUAAGUAUCAAGAAAGGAAGUGGAAGGAGAAGAUUUCGAGAGGCAGUCAGAUAAGGCAGAACACGAGGUCCUUGAAGAAGAAUGAAGUAUAGUAAGAAUCUUAAGUUAAGUGAAAAAUUUGAAGGAGAUGAUGAAGUUUUAUCAGCAAGUGGAUGAUUCAGAGUCAAGUAUAGUUGGAUAUUUCAAGAUUAGUAGUUCACGCAGAAGAAAGGUUUGAGCAUAGGGUAAGAUGAAAGGUUUCAAAUGGGGAAGACAAAGGUAUGUCUCUGUCGAUCGGUGUCUGGAGGCAAGACCUCCUGGAAGAUGAUGGUUGCUUCUUAGUGUUAUCACUUAUGGGAGCGACUCAAGUUUCGGAUCUUGCGGCGCAGGAGAAUCGGAGUGUAAACCUCGCGGUUGUGAAUGACUUCUUAAAUGUUUUUCCUGAAGAAGUUUCUGGUUUACCUCCUUCACGUGAGCGUGAAGAUCACCUAAGGUCAGUGUUUGGAGUUGAGAGUGUGCAAGCCGAAAAGGAUUUAUCCGUUCAAGUGCAAUCAGUAAGGAUGGAGGAUGAACUUUCAAUCGAUUCAAGGUCAUCUGGGAUGGAAUAACAGACGACUCUACCUGGAAGUUAGAGGAUGAGAUGAGAGAAAUUUACCUCGGCUUGUUCCGGUAGGCUUAAUUUUCGAGGACGAAAAUUUUUGUUGUUGGGGAGAAUGUAAGGACCUCAUUUUCUUGGUGGUGGGGACACGGUGGUCCCCCACCUUUUGCAUUAUUAGGAUGCAAUAAUUUGAGAUGCAUAAGUCUGGAAACUGAGAAGGAAGAGGGGCUGAAUUUUUUGGUCGUGAGGGGAGAGCAGCCAGAGGAAGGGAGCCCUUCCUUCCAUUUUCAACCGUUCAAAGAGCCCCCAAGGAAGCAGUACCAACUUCAGAAAUAUGCUGAGGAGGAUUUGGGUUGUACAAUUGUGAGAGAGGAGUCCUUACAACAAGAGCUGGAAGAGGAAGUGAAGAACCGCUAAAGUUGCAAAGAGAUCUUGAUCGACACAUCUCAGGGGAGAUAGACCUCAAAUUCUACAAAGAAAGUCUUCAAGAGAAUGGUGGGAGGCAUGAAGAUGGAGUUUUCUUGCAAGGACUUGAAGGUGGGAAAAUGUGAAGGAGAAAAAGUAGUAGAUGGGGAAACCAUGCCCUUGGUGCUAGAACCUCCUGCACCUACCAAGAGUGACUUGAAAUCCUUGCUCUUGGCUCUGGAGAACAACAAAGACUGGUUUGAGCAAAUGAUAAUCAAGAACAGUGCUGUUCUCCUCAGAGGUUUUGAUGUCAGAAAUGCUGAGGACUUCAAUGAAAUCGUAGAAACAUGUGGGUGGGAAGACAUUCGUUAUGUUGGACCAGCACCUCGUACACAUAUCUACAAAAGGGUGUGGACUGCAAAUGAAGGACCUCUCUCAGAGUUCAUAUACUAUCACCAUGAAAUGGUUCUGAUCAAGGAAUAUCCCAAGAAAGUGAUACUCUUUUGUGAGAUACCUCCUCCUGAAGGGGGAGAGACCCCUUUUGUUCCAAGCUUCAAAGUGGCAGAAAGGAUGAUUAAAGAGUUCCCAGAAGAGGUGAAGGAGAUGGAGGAGAAGGGUUUGAAGUAUUCAUUUACAGCUCGUAGUACUCAGAAUGAUAACUCCUCCAUGAGAGGUAGAGGUUGGGAAGAUGCCUUUGGGACCACAGAUCGCAAAGUAGCUGAGGAAAGAGCAAAAGCUCUAGGAAUGGACAUGGAGUGGCUUUCAAAUGGGGGGGUGAAGACAAUACUUGGACCAAGAAAUUUAACCAAGGUAUUUGAAGGAAGGAAGGGAAGAAAAAUGUGGUUUAACACAUUGGUAGGGAUGUAUGGGAAGGAACUUAGCUCAGCAAUGAUGGCUGAUGGAACAGAGAUUCCAGUACAUGUAGUGAAAAGAUGUGAAGAAAUCAUUGAAGAAGAGAGCAUACAGUUCAAGUGGGAGAAAGGGGAUGUUCUCUUCUUUGAUAACUAUGCUUUGCUUCAUGGUAGAAGGCCUUCCCUUCCUCCAAGGAAAGUUCUUGUUGCCACAUGCAAGUAAUUGGAUAUUAUAGUAUUCAAAUUAUAUGCUAAGAGAGAAAGGGUAUGGAGGAUAAAAGCUAUGAAUAAGUUUGUCAUUUCACCAAUAUAUGACAAGUAAAAACCAGUGUAUGCAUCAUUUCUUGAAUAAUUAGUUCUCUGCAGAACUUACUUAUAAAGCA
Vigna angularis (adzuki bean) is the source of this 4913-nucleotide messenger RNA. RefSeq names its product clavaminate synthase-like protein At3g21360. Gene Ontology annotation, molecular function: oxidoreductase activity. The record is from RefSeq and is a predicted model, not a curated record. Lineage: Eukaryota; Viridiplantae; Streptophyta; Magnoliopsida; Fabales; Fabaceae. Bases 3767 to 4753 code for a protein of 328 amino acids. The transcript has 4 exons.